AUGAAUAUGUGCUUUGCGUGCGGGUCGGUGGUUGCCGCUCGCAGGGUGUUCGACGAGAGGCAGGCCAGGGAUGUGGUUGCAUGGACGGGCAUGGUGUCCGGUUACGUGGACUCCCGGAUGUACUUGAAAGCUAUUGAGGUCUUUCAGGAGAUGAGAGUUGCUGAUGAUCUCGUUUGGCCUAAUGUAGCAAGUGUGGUGUCGGUUGCUUCUGCCUGUGCCGGGCUGGGCUCCCUGGAGUAUGCUGAGGGGCUGCAUGCAUAUGUGGAGAAGGUGGGCAUGGAAGAGGAGUUGAUUGUCAGGAAUACAUUCAUGGACGGCGAUGAUUUCAGGGCUGGCUUCACAUGGUCAAGCCAUGCUGGAUUGGUGGAUGAGGGGAUAAAUAUCUUCAGUUCCAUGGAGAGCAAGUACAGUGUCUCUCCGGACAUCAAGCACUAUGGCUGCAUGGUGGACCUUUUCAUCAGGGCAGGGCUUAUUUCUCGUGCUUACGAAUUCAUUAGCACUAUGCCUUUUGAGCCAAACUUGGCAAUUCUUGGGGCCCUGCUGAGUGCAUGCAGUAUCAAUAAUGAAUUAGAGAUUGGGAACUAG
This is a messenger RNA of Phragmites australis (common reed), 585 nucleotides long. Its product is annotated as putative pentatricopeptide repeat-containing protein At5g59200, chloroplastic. Gene Ontology annotation, biological process: RNA modification. The record is from RefSeq and is a predicted model, not a curated record. Gene Ontology annotation, molecular function: protein binding; RNA binding. The transcript is spliced from 2 exons. Lineage: Eukaryota; Viridiplantae; Streptophyta; Magnoliopsida; Poales; Poaceae. The coding region runs from base 1 to 585 and encodes 194 amino acids.